Messenger RNA from Etheostoma spectabile (orangethroat darter), 4930 nucleotides. It is a transcript of the gene dync1li2, whose product is annotated as dynein, cytoplasmic 1, light intermediate chain 2. Lineage: Eukaryota; Metazoa; Chordata; Actinopteri; Perciformes; Percidae. Gene Ontology annotation, biological process: microtubule-based movement; microtubule cytoskeleton organization. Gene Ontology annotation, molecular function: dynein heavy chain binding. Gene Ontology annotation, cellular component: centrosome; cytoplasmic dynein complex. The coding region runs from base 167 to 1654 and encodes 495 amino acids. The record is from RefSeq and is a predicted model, not a curated record. The transcript is spliced from 13 exons.
UGUUUAACAACUUUCCUGAUCGACAGUUGUAUAGAGGUGCACUCAGGGUCCCGGCGCGGCGUAGCAGUUAGUGAAUGCAACGUACCCUUGACUACUCGGAUGAAGGCGGUGCUAGAUGUGCCCAAGCAGCAGCAGGGCCUUGUCUUUGUGGUUGUAGAAAGAGAAGAUGGCUCCCGUUCUGGAGAAACAGCUCCCGGGCGCAGCUGGGGCAGGCGACAAUAAGAACGAAGAGGAAGAAGGACAAAACCUUUGGACCUCAAUAUUGAGUGAAGUUUCAACUAGAUCAAGUUCAAAGUUGCCAUCAGGAAAGAAUAUCCUGAUAUUUGGUGAGGAUGGAUCAGGAAAAACAGCACUUAUGUCCAAACUUCAAGGAGCUGAUCACAACAAGAGAGGGAGGGGACUGGAGUAUCUGUACUUAAAUGUCCAUGAUGAGGACAGAGAUGAUCUAACUCGCUGUAAUGUGUGGAUCCUGGAUGGAGACCUAUACCACAAAGGCCUACUUAAGUUUGCUGUUUCAGCUCAGUCAUUACCUGACUGUCUAGCUGUGUUUGUUGCAGAUAUGUCACGGCCCUGGACCAUUAUGGAGUCACUGCAGAAGUGGGCCAGUGUGCUACGUGACCAUGUGGACAAGCUCAAGAUCCCUCCAGAGGACAUGAGAGAAAUGGAGCAGAAGAUGGUGAAAGCGUUCCAAGAGUACACAGAACCGGAGGAUGCCACGCCAUCCUCCCCACAGAGACGGGCCCCAACAGCAGGGGAAGACGAGGCCGUUGUGUUACCACUUGGGGACAACACACUCACACACAACCUGGGCAUUCCAGUGCUAAUAGUUUGCACAAAGUGUGACGCAGUCGGCGUACUAGAAAAGGAGCAUGACUACAGAGAGGAGCACUUUGAUUUCAUCCAGUCCCACAUCAGGCAAUUUUGCUUACAGUAUGGAGCUGGCCUGAUCUACACGUCAGUCAAAGAGGAGAAGAACCUGGAUCUGCUUUACAAAUAUAUAGUGCAUAAGAUGUAUGAGUUCCAGUUCACCACACCGGCCUUAGUGGUGGAGAAGGAUGCAGUGUUCAUUCCAUCUGGAUGGGAUAAUGAGAAGAAAAUUGGGAUUUUGCAUGAAAACUUAACAACAGUCAAACCCGAAUCUCCAUUUGAAGAUUUUAUCACGAAGCCCCCAGUACGAAAGUUGGUUCAUGACAAAGAGAUUAAUGCAGAGGAUGAGCAGGUAUUCCUGAUGAAGCAACAGUCUUUGUUAGCAAAGCAGCCAGCCACGCCAACGAGAGGAGCAACAGAGUCUCCAGGCCGGACAGCCUCAGGGUCUCCCAGGCCAGCGGGUCGUGCCGGCCAACCUAACGUGACCAGCAGCUCACCAAUGACUGCUGUCAAAAAGCCUGACCCUAACAUGAAAGCGGGGGCUGCCAAUGAGGGAGUGCUGGCUAACUUCUUCAACAGUCUGUUGAGUAAAAAAACUGGAGCCCCAGGGAGCCCAGGGAGCCCAGGAAGUGGAGCAGUUGGAGCUGGAGUGCAAGGGUCCGCCAAGAAAACAGGGCAGAAGCCGGGUUUGAAUGAUGUCCAGGCGGAGUUGGACCGGAUGACUCACAAACAAGACUCCAUGGUUUCAGCUAACAACACACCACCGCCGACGGAAAACGAAGCGUGAAGGCAACAAAAACAGCUGCACCGUCCACAGCGUUAAUACUCUGGAAAUAUACAUGUACAUGUGAGCGUAAAACAAAUUGACCAAAUUCCCAAUGUCAAAAUCAGUCAGCACACACGGUGGUUUCACCAAAAUGAGUUUCACAUGCUAUCAGAUAUUUUGGUGUUCUGGUGAGAUGGUAAGAGAGAGAUAACAGAGAUUGGUGUGUUAAUGAGAUGAUAAGGGAGUGCUGAAGGCUUGGCUUUAUUUCUGUCCUCUCCUCCACUGUAAAUGUUAUAUGGUGAGGAAUGUCAGAUUAUGGAAAUGUGUGCAUACUCUCUGUUAGCCAGCCUAAUGCGCUGGGCGGCAGGCCCCCCAGUUUCUGGGGUAAAACACACUCCGGUUCAGCUUAUCUUGUGGAAGGAAUUUGGUUGCAAUUGGAAAGGUAUUUAUACCUUUAAUAUAUUCAUUGAAAAGCGUAAUUAAAAUACUUGCAAACAUAUGUAGUAUGUAAAAAAAAAAAGGUUUGAUAUAAUACUGAUGAAUUUAUAAGCUCCUUUUUAUUUUAUUUUGUGCCCCAUUUAUUGGUUAACGGAAACAUUCAUCUGUAUCCCAUAACAUGUUAAAUAGCCACUGACGUCAUGACACUAAUACGUCCAGAUAGCUGAUAUCAUAAUAUUUGCCCUAUUCAUCUCACAUGAUCCUGUAAAUAUAAAUACAAAAAAAAAUUCAGGUUAACUUUGACUUUGUAUAAAAUGCAAUUCUGUCCAAAUUCUGAUAGCUUAUAAAUGAGAUUGGUUGGGAUUUAAUAGGGUCAAAGGUUGCAAUGGAACUGCUUCUUUAGCUACAGGUGUGUAUAUUUGGGGAUGGGGUGGGGCAGCAUCUUUCCUACUAUAACUCCUAAGUGCCUCGCACAGUUAGCUGUUUGUGUCAUAGUAGAGGUGCUUGUCUACGUAAGAGGAAAUGCACAUCGUUUAAAAGGUUUUCUUAUCCAUAUAAUUUAUUUCGCUUUUACAUUGUUGUCAAUGUACAACAAGCCUGUGGUCUGUUAUUUUUCAGAAAUAACAUUUCUGUGGCCUAGUCAAUGGUGUUUAAUAGAGCAAUAGAUUGAAUGCCUUCCUUCAAACUGGGCUGCAGAUGUAAGAAGAAGCCACGAGAUACUUUUGGGUCCCCCAGAAGAACACUUACUGUGGUGGAAACCACUCACUUUGCAGCCAAAAGACAAUGAUUUGCAGUUUGAACUAAAUGAGAUAUUGUGUUUCACAGCACUGUCGUCCUUUGAUUUCACAUGUUUUAUUCACACUGUACUUCACGUCAGUUCAAACAUUCCCAGUUUCUACCUGAAGUAGCUGUAGAAACAGCCCUGUAGUAAAACCUGUUUGUCCUGUCAGGUCUUUUUGUUCAGCCUCCUUCAGUGCCCAUUUAAAAUAACGACCUUUGCCUUCAAUGCACAGCUAACAGUUUGUCACACAGGGCACCCUGCCUUUACAGGAAUGCUCCUAAUUAAUUUGUGUGUCCUUAAGGGGUUGCUUAAUUGUGUAAUGUAAAUUCUUUUUUUCUUUUUAUAUAAAUUAAAACCAUUUUACUGUACCAUAUCAAAUCUGUAAUAAUUAUGGUUUCAUUAUGCCAUAAUUUAAUCAAAAUUAAUGAAGUGUACAGUAUAAUUCAUUCUGUAUGCAAGGUCCUACUUAAUCUUAUGGAUAGUAUACAUCAGUAGCUUUCACAGAAGUAUUAACAGGUGUGACAAGAGCAGCUAUUUGCUAUUUAAUAGCAAAAAAAGGACAACUGGAGUGAAUUGGGAUAUGGAACCAAAGAUGCAUAUUAGUCACUCUUUUCUGCUUAUAUAGUUGAUAAUCAUCCAUAAGAUUAACCAGUGGCCGUUGUGUGUCCCACUCUUUCAUGGAACCCUCGCAUUCCAAACUUCAGACCUACCUAUGAAUAACAACCUAUAACACCUUAAUGGUAGAAAUGCCUUUUUCCACUCAACCAUAUCUGGGGUUUUAUCAGUCUAAGGAAAAAUUACCAUAUUUAUGUACAGUAGAUUAUGGUAAAUUAUCUAAAUGCAUCUACAAAUUUAAAGGAAUUAGGGUUUAACUUUAAAUUUGGUCUGAAAGGGAAUAACAGUCUACGUUAUGCAUGCUUUGAUUUGUUAUCAAAAUUAUGCUACACAACUGUUCUGGAUUUACUUUUGAUCAAAAUGAAGAUCUUUUUGUUUCUCCUUCUCUUUUCCUUUUUUGUGACUGGGUGGAAUGUGCACCUGAGGGUCUGUUGCCGAGGUGGAUGAAGCACAAUUUAAUAACAGCCAGGAGCAGUAUCGCCACAUGUUGAAAUAAGCACUUUUCCUUGGACACUUAUAUCAAUUCCCUGUUGCUACAGUUACAGAUACAAAAUGCAUAAUUUUCUUUUUCUUUUUGCCUUGCCUUUGUUAGAAGAUUUAGUAAUGAACCUAGAAGUUAAUCUCAACAGUAAAACUGCAUUAUUUAUCUGCAUUUGCUGCUUAAGUUAUGGAAGGUGCCCCUGGUGGCUAACUAUGGAAUAACCACUUUCUGCUGGUGAUGUUGUAAAUUGAAUCAAUCCUCUAGACAUGUCAUUACACUUUUGCCAGGGAUGCUUUUUGGGACAUCUUGAAGUAGAUAAACCAAAUAAAUGUCCAUUCAUUUUCAGGUUUGACCUUUUUGCCCAUUAUAGUUCCCUUUAGUUUAUGUUUACAUCCUAAUUAGACAUGUUUUGUUGGUGUUUGUCAAAUAUGGCUUUUCCCAUAGACACUUUCUGGUUAAAAGAAUUUUGAAAUGCUACCCUAAUUGACGAACCACCACGCUCAUAUUUCUUCAUCAAACAUGGCCAGAAUUGUUAAAUUUAGCAUUUAGCUGAGUGGAAUGAAGUGCUCUCAUGCUGUUUGGUUUCAAAGUUGCAUUUGCUUUUUGUAAAUGUUGGAUGUUGCUCCCAAGAUUGAAUAAUGAACAAAUGUUGUACCUUUUGUAAUCAAACGUUAGUUGAAAGCAACUGCCUCUUCAAAUCCUUACUGAAUUGCCUUCAACCACUUAUGACUAUAUUGUCUACAUCUAUAUGAGACUUUGAGCUUCUGCUUCCAGUCCUUUUGUAUUCAGGAUAUCAAGACAUUGUAAGCACAUGGCUGGCUGCAUUUUUGUGUCCUAAAUUAAUUCAGAAGUUGAUUGUAUGACUUUAACACAAUUCUGUAGCCUUUAAGCUGCAAUGUGGAGUCUCGCUUCUUACGCCGACAAAGAUAAGGAAAAUGUUUAUCAGACCCCUGGCUUCAAUAAAACCAAGAAUCCAAACUUU